This is a messenger RNA of Cricetulus griseus (Chinese hamster), 1011 nucleotides long. The record is from RefSeq and is a predicted model, not a curated record. Lineage: Eukaryota; Metazoa; Chordata; Mammalia; Rodentia; Cricetidae.
AUGAUCCCAGUGUUCAUUGUGCUGCUCUUCCUUGGUCUGAGUAUGGAACACAAGACUGAAGUACUGGCAGGUUCUCUCCCAAGGCCCAUCAUCUGGGCUGAGCCAGGCUCCUUGAUUGUUCUACAUAUGCCUGUGACCAUUUGGUGUCAGGGAUCCUGGAAGGCCCAAGAGUACCGUCUGCAUAAGGAGGGAAUCAUAGAUCCUUGGGACAGACAGUACCCUCUGGAAACCAAAAACAAGGCCAAGUUCUACAUCCAACGCAUGUCAGCCCUACAUGCUGGGAUAUAUAAGUGUUCCUAUAUGAUCCCUGGUGGAAGAUCAGAGCACAGUGACACCUUGCAGCUGGUGCUGAUAGGAGCCUAUGAGGAACCAAGCCUGUCAAUCUGGCCCCGCCCUGCUGUGUCCUCAGGAGAGUCCAUAACCAUGAACUGUAGCUCACCACUGAGAUUUGGCAUAUUCAUUCUGAUCCAGGAUGGAAAUAGCAAUCUCUCAUGGACACUGGAUUUAGAGCAGCAGGUCAAGAAACAAUUCCAAGCUCAUUUUGUUCUGGACUCUGUGACUACCAACCACAAUGGAACAUUCAGAUGCUAUGGCUAUUUUAGGAAUGAUCCUCAGGUGUGGUCAUCAUCAAGUGACCCUGUCAAUGUCCUGGUCUCAGAAUCCAAGAACCAGUCCGGAAUACACACUGAGAGUGGACUGGGAAGGUACCAGAAAGUUCUGAUUGGAGUCUUGGUGACACUUCUCCUCAUUUUCUUCCUCGUGCUUCUUCUCCUCCUCUUCUGUUAUCUGUGUAAAAGCAAGGAGAAGAAUACAGAUACUUCUGUGAAGGACACACACCCUGAGGAGAGUCUAGAGCUGGACAGUUGGAAUCCACCUGAUGAAGACCCCCAGAGAAUCGUGUAUGCCCAGGUGAAACCCUCCAGGAUUCAGAAGGAAACUACAUCCAAGGAACCCCAGGAGGUGACUUAUGCCCAGUUAUCCAGCAAGACACUGAAACAGGACAACAGCUGA